Penicillium brevicompactum is the source of this 1053-nucleotide messenger RNA. RefSeq names its product NADP-dependent oxidoreductase domain-containing protein. Lineage: Eukaryota; Fungi; Ascomycota; Eurotiomycetes; Eurotiales; Aspergillaceae. The coding region runs from base 1 to 1053 and encodes 350 amino acids. Gene Ontology annotation, cellular component: cytoplasm. The record is from RefSeq and is a predicted model, not a curated record. The transcript has 2 exons.
AUGUCCCGGCCACCAACACGCCCUCUAGGAAAUGGCGGCCCAGAGGUCACCCGAAUCGGGUUCGGUCUCAUGGGCCUGAGUAGCUAUUAUGGGAAUACCCUACCGUUCGAAGAUGGCCUCAGCGUUCUCGAUCGGGCCUAUGAGCUUGGGGAGAGGUUCUGGGAUACAGGCAACAUGAAGCUGACUGGGCCCCGCGCAGCUGAUGUAUAUAGCGGCAAUGAGGAGCUAGUGUGCGAAUGGUUUGCGAGAAAUCCCGAGAAGCGUCAGGAGAUCUUCUUGGCCACGAAGUUUUCUCUUCGCACACUUCCUGACGGCACAACUUCACGAAACUCUUCACCCGAGUAUGCCUUGCGGGCAUGCGAUGCGUCACUCUCCAGGCUAGGCACUUCGUAUAUCGACCUUUACUACUGCCAUCGACUGGACGGAAAGACUCCGGUCGAAGAGACAGUCGGUGCCAUGAUCCAACUCAAAAGCGCCGGCAAGAUAAAGUAUAUUGGUCUCAGUGAAUGCAGUGCGGCAUCUUUACGCAGAGCACAUGCUAUCCAUCCCAUUUCGGCUGUGCAGAUGGAGUACUCGCCGUUUUCAUUGGAAGUCGAGAGCCCAGAAUACAACAUAUUGGAAACCUGUAGGGACCUCGGGGUCGCUCUGGUCGCCUACUCACCCCUCGGACGUGGUAUGAUGAGCGGUGCCUUGCGCUCCGUGGAGGACUUCGAGGACGGCGACUUCCGCAAGACACUUCCUCGCUUUUCAGCCGAGAACUUUCCCAAAAACCUUCAACUUGUCGAUCGAAUCUGUGAGUUGGCGACACGCAGAAAUGUCCAUCCAUCGCAGUUGACGCUGGCAUGGCUGCUUGCUCAAGGCAGCGACAUUUUCCCAAUUCCGGGCACAACAAAGAUUGAUAGGCUGAAAGAAAACGUGGAUAGCAUGUUUGUGGGGCUCUCCGAGGACACUGUCGCGCAGUUUAGAAAGGCAGUUGAAGAGGCUAAUGUCCAUGGGGAUCGCUCCUCUGAGACACUGUCCCAGAUGUUAUUCGUUGACACUCCAUUGCAGUAA